This is a messenger RNA of Cyclospora cayetanensis, 1389 nucleotides long. RefSeq lists its product as uncharacterized. The transcript is spliced from 9 exons. NCBI's taxonomy places the organism in Eukaryota, Apicomplexa, Conoidasida, Eucoccidiorida, Eimeriidae. Bases 1 to 1389 code for a protein of 462 amino acids. Gene Ontology annotation, molecular function: protein binding. The record is from RefSeq and is a predicted model, not a curated record.
AUGGUGCCCCAUGGAUGUGUCUUGCAUAUAAUCAGCAGACCAAGGAGUUAUUUCAAAACAUUGUGUGUAGUUAGAUGGCCUGGAGUGCAAGUGGACGGGGGCGUAGGGGCUUCGGGUGGCGUUUGCCCGCACUGCCCCCCACAGACCGCAGCAAUGGCUGUCCCAGAGGAUGCGGCUUUUAUGCUCUGCGCUCCACCGCAGAUGAAACACGCUAGAACGAGGGCCUUCAAGCUGGCUCUUGUUGCUCUCACUGCUGUCUGGGCCAGCAAGUGCACAGAGAAGAAGCGGUACCAACAGGCAGAGCAUACUACGAGAAGCCAAUAUAUCAGUGGAGAGUAUUCCAGUGCCCAUGGUGCACUACUAUGCACUAACGCCUCCAGAAUCAGUCAAAAUGUGCAUCCCGACCGUAUUGCUACUCUUUCAGCAAUAUUAGACAAGGCGGCCGACGCGCUAGUAUGUUAUACUUCCGCCGUAACUGUGCCAGCGUUCUGCAGGGAAGUGUCAAGGCAAGGCCUCCAGCAGGUGCUGCGUCACGAGCAGCUUGAGCUACAGAGGGCCUUCGAGGCAAUACAGCCAGCCGUUGUAAGGGUGUAUGCGAUGACUUCACCCGAAGUUGAUACUCCGGGAAGCGGGAGAGGUGAUGCAACACAAGAGAAUCAGGGCGCAGAUGAGUGCGAGCAUUUCCAUUUUCUUGGUUCUGGCUUUUUCUUCGAUGACCAUGACUUGCUUGUUUUAUUGGUUAUGGGCGCUUUCGUAGGCUAUAUCGUGACGGCUGCUCACGUACUCUUGGAAAGUCGUCCGGUCAUGGGGGAGGCAGUUGUGACCUAUGCCGCAUUAGAGCAUGCAGAAGAGCCGAUAGGGGUGGCAGGCCGGAUGCUACAGCCUCGCCAAACUUUUGACCCUGUAGGCGACACUGGAGGUUUGAGCUUUCUACAGUUGCAGCUAUUGACACUACCCGGCAUGUCGGGAGCCCCUGUCUGCAACAUGGAGGGGUUUGUAGUAGGUAUGCUUGUUAAGAAGUUCGACUUGUGCGGGGUGGCAGUGCCGGCAUCCAUUGUCUUGCGGGUCGCAGAGGUCCUGCGAGACUCAGGCAAAUUUGUACCUUCUUCUAUAGGCUUGUUGGUAGAGGGAGAAGGACUACGCUUGGAAUCCAAAAGCGGACAAAUACCCACAAGGCCCUGGCCGAGGGUGUGCGGGAUUUUGCCAGGAGGCGCUGCUGCUAAGGCUGGUAUUUUAGAAGGAGAUCGCAUCAUCAGCGUAAAGGGGGAGACUACUGAUUCAGUCGGACGACUGCGGGAGAUCCUCUUACUUCACAGAGGUGGCCCCCUGGAUAUCUCCGUACGGCGAGGCAAGGAUAUAUUGAAUUUUAGUCUUGAUUUGAAGGAAUAG